AGAAUUUGACAUAUGAAGACUUUAACUCCUAAUUUAACUGUCAUUAAUCUGUGUUUAUAAACUGAUACUUUUGUGUAAUUUCUAAUUCCGGUCGAAGCAGCUGGUCGUUUUAUGUCAUUCUAACCUACCGAAAGUUAAGCAGAUUUAUUCACAACUUGAAACAGUUGCUUACGGAAAAUAAGUCUGAGCACUUUCGUGAUAUGAUUUGGUUGAGUCCGAAUAGGAAGUUCACUCAAAGAGAUGCAGAGGCAUCAUAAUAAGUUUCGCAGCUUUUAUGGGGCAGCUUUAAUUUACAGAGGUGAACCAUAUUUCUGCUCCUGUGAGAACCUGUUGACGAUAAAUCGCCAAUAGAAUAUGUACGAUACGGUUAUUCGACAAUCUCCAUCUGUUUGAGAUCCGUAUAAAUGGCUAAUUCAUGAUUAAUUGCACUUUGGCAAGUUUUUUUUAACAUGUGAUUUAGUGCGCUUUUUAAAAAUGUGAUUUGAACGCUUUGUUACGGUAUGUCUCGUUUAGAUUUGUCUGCUUCGAUGGAUGCCACAGCUAAACCAAGUGGAAAGAUGAACACUUCAUGGAGCGACCAUCUGCAAGAUUAUGCCGAAUUACCAGCCACCAUGGACGGAUCAACCAUGAAAAAGUACAGACGAGAGGCCAACCACAGAGUGUUUGUCAAUCGAAGCUUGGCCAUGGAAAAAAUCAAGUGUUUUGGGUUUGAUAUGGAUUAUACUCUUGCAGUGUAUAAAUCUCCUGAAUAUGAGUCAUUGGGGUUCCAACUGACAGUGGACCGUCUAGUAUCCAUUGGGUAUCCGCAAGAGCUUCUAAACUUUGUCUACGACCCCGCCUUUCCUACUAGAGGUUUAGUGUUUGACACAAUGUAUGGAAACCUGCUUAAGGUUGACACCUACGGGAACAUUCUUGUGUGUGUACAUGGUUUCAGUUUCUUGCCAGGAUCUGAAAUCCGAGAGAUGUACCCCAACAAAUUUAUUCAACGAGGAGACAAAGACCGCGUUUAUAUUCUGAACACCCUCUUCAACCUGCCUGAAACCUACCUCUUCGCUUGCCUGGUGGACUUCUUCAGUAACUGCUCCAGAUAUUCAAGAUGUGAAACUGGCUUCAAAGAUGGAGAUCUUUUCAUGUCGUACAGAAGUAUGUUCCAAGACGUCCGAGAUGCAGUGGAUUGGGUUCACUUCAAGGGAUCCUUAAAAGAAAAGACUGUUGAAAACCUGGAAAAGUAUGUGGUAAAGGAUCCAAAGCUUCCCCUGCUUCUCAGUCGCAUGAACGAAGUAGCUAAAGUAUUUUUAGUCACCAACAGUGAUUACAAGUACACUGAGAAAAUGAUGACCUAUUUGUUUGACUUUCCCCAUGGUCCAAAGCCUUGUACACCCCAUCGUCCCUGGCAUUCUUACUUUGACUUGAUCCUGGUGGACGCCCAUAAGCCGGUGUUUUUUGGAGAGGGAACAGUUCUGCGGCAAGUAGACACUUCAACAGGACAGCUCAAAAUCGGAACCUACACAGGACCCCUCCAGCAUGGGAUUGUUUACUCUGGAGGGUCCUCAGACAUUAUUUGUGACUUGCUUGGCGCUAAAGGAAAGGACAUCCUCUACAUUGGAGACCACAUUUUUGGAGACAUUCUCAAAUCGAAGAAGCGCCAGGGAUGGAGAACUUUCUUGGUUAUACCUGAGCUGGCUCAAGAGCUGCACGUGUGGACAGAAAAAAGCUCAAUUUUUGAGGAACUUCAGUCAUUAGAAUACUUCCUGGCAGAGCUUUACAAGCAUCUGGAUAGCAGCAGCAAUGAGAGGCCUGACGUCAGCUCAUUGCAGAACCGUAUUAAGAAAGUCACACAUGACAUGGACAUGUGUUAUGGCAUGAUGGGAAGUCUCUUUCGCAGUGGAUCCCGUCAGACCCUGUUUGCCUCACAGGUGAUGCACUACGCUGACCUCUAUGCUGCCUCCUUCAUCAACCUGCUGUACUACCCCUUUAGCUAUCUGUUCAGGGCGGCCCACGUACUGAUGCCGCACGAGUCGACAGUGGAACACUCGCAUGUCAACGCCAAUGACACAGAGUCGCCACUCGCCACACGAAACCGCCAUGAUGUUGACUUUAAAAAGAUGGCGUGCGAACAAUGCAAGCUAACUCAUUCCAUCAGCGGAAUCCAGUCAGCCCAUUUCUUCCCUCAAGCUCCACAGGAGAUCACCCACUGCCAUGAUGAGGAUGAUGAUGAGGAGGAGUAAGAGUAAAGGACAGGACACAACCCCUUUUUCUCCCAUCUUUCUGGACUGCAACGGCCAAUCAUAUUAUUCAAAUCCAUGUUCUGUCUUAAUGAUCAAUUAUGACUUCACAAGAAGACGAUCAUAGAACAUUUUCCUUUAAACCUGCUAAACAUGUUAAGUAUCAAAAGUUACGGUUGAGGACCUGUUCAGGAGGAUUAGGAAGAGUCUUAUUAUAUUUAGAUCAAAAUUACUAAAACAAGUAUUUUUUAACGUUAAUAUACAAAUACAAACAACAGAACCAUACUCUCACAUGGUUCUGUAAUAUUUGAUGUCUGUUGUUCUGAGAUUAAAUUUUUAUUUGAAAAUAAUUGUUGUUUCUUACGAUAAAAGCUUUUAGAGAAAAUCUUUACAUAGCAUACAUGUAAGAUCUCAUUGGCAUAAAUAGCCAAGUUUCCAUUAUCAUAAAUUAUUUUUAUGGUACUUUUUGAGAUGAUCACUAGUCAUGCUUUUACCAACAUAACAAAUUCACCUUUUCACUCAGAAUUGCAAAGAAACAUUUCUAUGUAAAAACAACAAUACUGAGAGUUGUAAUAACUCAAAUUAUUUUCAAAAAAUAAAAUACUUGCCUGGUAUAGUCUUUCGUGUGUUUGCCAAAAGUAGUCAGCGUCAGUGGUGGGCCGUCAGGGCCUUCAAGGCCUUCUCU
Menidia menidia (Atlantic silverside) is the source of this 2910-nucleotide messenger RNA. NCBI's taxonomy places the organism in Eukaryota, Metazoa, Chordata, Actinopteri, Atheriniformes, Atherinopsidae. The record is from the annotation of a GenBank genome assembly.